Fusarium tjaetaba is the source of this 1539-nucleotide messenger RNA. RefSeq names its product amino acid transporter. Gene Ontology annotation, biological process: amino acid transmembrane transport. The transcript is spliced from 4 exons. Gene Ontology annotation, cellular component: fungal-type vacuole membrane. Gene Ontology annotation, molecular function: L-tyrosine transmembrane transporter activity; L-glutamate transmembrane transporter activity; L-histidine transmembrane transporter activity. The coding region runs from base 1 to 1539 and encodes 512 amino acids. Lineage: Eukaryota; Fungi; Ascomycota; Sordariomycetes; Hypocreales; Nectriaceae. The record is from RefSeq and is a predicted model, not a curated record.
AUGAUCACUGACGAAACCUUCCUCAGACCUCGACGCCGCGGUCAUAAGGAUGGCGGCCAUGGAGGCCAAGCCACUACGAUCAGCAGUGUCGUAAACCUGCUAAAUACAAUUGUUGGAGCUGGCACUCUUGCCAUGCCCUCAGUUAUGUCACAUAUGGGUAUCAUGUUGGGAGUGGUGCUGAUACUGUGGUCUGGAUUGACUGCCGCUUUCGGUCUUUACCUGCAAUCUCGAUGCGCUCGAUAUCUAGACCGAGGAACCUCUUCCUUCUUCGCCCUAUCGCAAAUCACCUAUCCCAACGCCGCCGUUAUAUUCGAUGCUGCGAUUGCAAUCAAGUGCUUCGGAGUUGGCGUGUCUUACAUGAUCAUCAUUGGAGACCUUAUGCCUGGUGUGGUAUUAGGCUUCCUUAGCAACGCUAAUAGUGCUCCGUAUCUGGUUGAUCGAAACUUUUGGAUCACCGCGUUUAUGCUUAUUAUCAUUCCUCUGAGCUUUUUGAGGAGGCUGGACUCACUAAAGUACACCAGCAUUGUUGCGCUGGUCUCCAUCGGAUAUCUAAUUGUCUUGGUGAUUUAUCACUUUGCAUCCGACAAGCACGCCGACCCUGGUAGCAUCAGAGUGAUCCAGUGGGGUGGAGCUAUCGAGACAUUGAGCGCUCUACCAGUCGUUGUGUUUGCAUAUACUUGCCAUCAGAACAUGUUCUCCAUUCUCAACGAACUCAAGGAUAACUCACCAUCGAGCAUUAUUGGAGUUGUUGGCACAAGCAUUGGCUCUGCUGCUUCAAUCUAUAUUGUUGUGGCCAUUACCGGUUACCUCACAUUUGGCAAUGCUGUUGUGGGAAACAUAGUCUCAAUGUAUCCCACUGGAGCUGCUUCAACAAUCGGAAAAGCUGCUAUUGUUGUACUGGUCACUUUCUCGGUUCCCUUGCAGGUUCACCCAUGCCGAGCUUCACUAGACGCCGUAUUGAAAUGGCGACCAAACCGCAACUCGUCGAACAACGGACGAACCGCAGCACCAUUACUCCCAGCAUCCCCGGCCGGCGAUCAUGGAAGCACUGCCCCGAUGUCUGACCUUCGGUUUGCUGUGAUUACUACUUUCAUUCUCACCUUCGCCUAUAUGACUGCUCUCUCAGUCACUAGUCUCGACCGUGUCCUGGCCUUCGUUGGCAGCACUGGGUCAACUUCUAUCAGCUUUAUUCUCCCGGGUCUUUUUUACUACAAGAUCAGUAACCCAGAUAGUAUACACCACCAACGACUGGCCAAGGAAGACGAUGAUAUGGAUGAUGACACACCUACCUCAGAUGUUGAGGAGUCCGCUGCACUCGCUCAGAGCACAACUAGUAUUCGCAGUGGCGUGAGCAUCGCUAGCAAUGCCAGCACCCGCAGUAACCGAAACUCGUGGCGUUGGAGACGAAAGUGGCGAUGGGAUCUCGAGCAUAUCGAACAUCACCAUCUGCGUAGACUCGCCCUCGCACUGGCGAUAUAUGGAUCCGUCGUCAUGACCGUGUGUCUUGUUCUGAACAUUUUCUUUGCUGUCACUCAUUGA